This is a messenger RNA of Uranotaenia lowii, 1599 nucleotides long. RefSeq lists its product as uncharacterized. The transcript is spliced from 4 exons. The record is from RefSeq and is a predicted model, not a curated record. Bases 1 to 900 code for a protein of 299 amino acids. Lineage: Eukaryota; Metazoa; Arthropoda; Insecta; Diptera; Culicidae.
AUGACGCACUCAUCCAUUCGUUUACCGAGCUAUGCAGGACCAUCGCAGCAACCAACAAGCUUGCAGCAACAACAAACUGUGCAGCACACCGGCGGAAACAUCGACACGGGUGAAGAAGGGAAAAACCCUCACACAGAGGGCCGUUCCGUUCCGUGUCGGGCCAAUUAUUGGCAGCUCCAACUGGUCGCGGUGGAAUAUUGCCGGACCAAAACAACCCCUCCUAGAGGGUUUUUAUUCCGAAGCGACAACUAUAUCACGCACUGCUGGCAGAGUGUGGGAAUUCAUUUCCGCACUGGAAACAAACGGCGGAAGUUUUUAUUCCGAAGCGACAACUAUAUCACGCACUGCUGGCAGAGUGUGGGAAUUCAUUUCCGCACUGGAAACAAACGGCGGAAGUUUUUAUUCCGAAGCGACAACUAUAUCACGCACUGCGGGCAGAGUGUGGGAAUUCAUUUCCGCACUGGAAACAAACGGCGGAAGUUUUUAUUCCGAAGCGAAGAAUCAGUUCCGCAUCGGAGACACACCGCGGUAGUUUUCUCUUCCGAGCAAGCUCGAGUUCCGCACCGGGAGCAAGCUUUUGCAAAGAGCCGCAAGGUUUCUUCAUUCGGAAAUUUUUUUAUGCGAGCCGGAAGUUUUCAUUCCGACGAAGAUUUCAAUCCCACACCUGGAGCAAGCUGUCAUCACGCACCGGAAGCGGACUGCGAGUGUAUUUGUGCCGCUCCGAAAGCGAACUGCGGAAAUUACAUUUCGAGCCGGAAGUUUUUAUUUCGAAGCAAGCCUUUGCUCCGCGCGGAAGCAGGCGGCGGAAGUUUUCUUUUGUGCCGCUCCAGAAACGGACUGCGGGAGUUUUUCUUGUUCCGCACGGCAGCAGGCCGCGGAAGUUUUCGCUCCAUUCCGUGAGCAGACUGCGGAAGUUUUUGUGCCGCGUCGUGAGCGGACUGCGGGAGAUCUUUUGUGCCGCCCGGAAGCAGGUAGCGGGAAUUUCUUCCGAACCCAAGGCGAAGAGCGGGAAGUUUUUUUUUGUUCCGCACCAGAGGCAGACUGCGGGAGGUUUUGUACCGCGCCAGAGGCCGACUGCGGGGACUUAGUUACGCAUCGGAAGCAGAUUGCGGGAAAUUCUAAUCCGCUCCGGAAGCAGACAAGUGCGAAUGUAAGCAGCGCUAGUACCGCGAUUGGAGCGGAAGUUGCUGCGUGACAGAGGAGGCCAAGGUGCACUGGUGAGGCGCAGAUCCACCGUGGAAGCCCAAUCUUGCCUAAGAAACUCCAGGAAUUUGGCAAGACGAGUGGAGCAGCGAUUCCGUGAUGAAGAUAUCACCGUGCGAGCGAAUCAUGCAUGCAGUAAACAUGUAAGUCGAUAUUCUUGCUACUUUAGUCUUAGGGUGCGAGGCCAAAUGCCAAUAUUGCACCAGCUCACACUCAAGUUAUCAUUGCUCUUAUUUUGGCCACAGAUAGCGCCACUUUUAGUAAAAGAGUCUUACACUCGUUACAAAACGUCAUAGUUUAUUAUCUGCUUAAAAAUUUACUUCACUGUACGUUGCUCAUGUAUCGUUAGCCCUUUGAUUUUUUGGCGAUCUCUAUCCGGCAGUAUGAUGAAAUACC